AAUAUAUGAACUUCAUAUAUUUCAUUGUAUCUGAGAAAUUAGUGGCUAGUCACUCUUGGGAUGUUAAGGAUUAAUGUAUCUUGUAUCCAAACCUUUAUUAGACCUUUAAACUUCAUAAGUUGUACUGACAUCUACUUAAUUAUUAUUAUUAAUCUAAUCUACACGUUUUACAAGAUAUCAACAUUAAUCGGUUGUGAAGCAAACUUUCAUGUUCAUGAAGACCGUUCACUUCCGCAAAUAGCAGGAGCUAGUCGAGGCGGGCGGGAAUUAGAGGUACAGCAAUACUGAUAGAUUACAAAUAAAGCGUAAACAUAAAUCAAUAACAUUUCCAGAAAAAGACAGCCGCUUGAAAUUCGUAUAUAUAACUGCAUCACUAAACAAAAGAAAAUAGAAACACUAGAGAAUGUAGAAUAUAAAUUAUAAAUCCGGUUUAUAAUUAGUAAUUUUUUGAAGUAGAAGGGGCGAUUCAACAUAGCACUCUGCAGAUGAAUUAGUUCAAUUAACUUCUCGCUGGUCUUUCAUAGUUCACAAGGAAAGCAUCGUGUUCUAAGCGAACACCAUACCAGUUAAACGUCCAAAUUUUACUACUACAUUUACCAUAGAACAUGUUUGUACUCUGUGAAGGGCAGACCCAGAAAAAUUGAGCCUUAAUGCUUCCCAAAAGCUUGGUUUUAACGGGAACUUGAAGAUGGGACAUUCUGAACGUCCAUGUUUCGUAUAAUUAGAAUACUGUUUGAAUGUUCUUUCAACGUGAUCAGUUAAGUUUGCGCCAACGCGCUAUAGCACAGCCCAAAUCUUCAAAUCACUUAGCUUAUGUGAUCAGAAGGGGUCUCAGAGCAUGGUUUGAAUUUCAUAGAAGAGCAUGUUGCCGCCCAACUUUCUCCUACGAAACACUUUAUAAACAAGACACCAUGUUUCCGUUUCCCUAAUUCCAUUGUCCAAAAAUAACUUUCCUCUGCCCCUGCCUCGAUACGGCGAUGAUGGUGCCUCGAUUUGGCGAACGCUUGCUUGUUUUCAGCGGGAAAUUUGUCUUCGAUUUGGUGCAGUGCAAUGGCUGCUGUGCGAACGAAAGAUCAGAAAAGAAAUGCAGCAAGAACCAAACGAGGGUCACAGAAACGUCCAAAGAAGGAUGUGGUCGAGCCAGAAACUUUAAAAAUAACCUGUUCGUUCAGUCGAUCGAAGGUUGACCCAAUAUACAAAGAACUUGGCGUUUCAGAGCUAAAAUGGCCCGCCGCUGAUGAACGAGAACUGAGUCAAGAAAUAAUGAGGGUGAAUCCGCUAAAUCGGCAUUCCAUUCUUCAGGCUCCCUGUCAAAAGUUUGUUGUUAGUCAUUGGGGAAAAACUUCAUGUUUAGUGGCAAGUGGCUCAUCAUUCACCAAGUGUAAAGCCUGGAAAAGUGGACCGAAAUCAAUAGAAUGCACAGACUGUGUUCACAACAGAAAAAGAACUGUUGUGAGGGAAAAACCCACUCCUAAUUAUUGGAUGAUGUUUUCUGAUGAAAUAAUUAUGUCAAUUUUUGGAUUCUUGCCAAAGAAGGCAAUAGUAAGAUGUGCAAGAGUUUGCAAACACUGGCAGAGAUUAGUGUAUGAUGAAAGUCUGUGGCAUCGCGUAGACAUGACCAAGUCAAACCUCCUACCUGGUUUGUUAGGAAAAGUUUUGAAACGCAGAACCAGUGUGUUGCGCAUAGCCCAUGCAAAGGUUGCUUCACCUUUAUGUGAUGACAAUGCUCCAUUCUUCCCUGAUGUAGUUCCUCUGUCACCAAAGUCACCAAAUAAGUCUUUAUUCAACCUGAGAUUAUUAGAUGCCACUUCCUGCAGUUUUCAAGAGGACACUCUCCUCUGCCUUCUCAUGCAAUCACAAAAGCUGACCCAUGUCAGUUUGGAAUCCUGCAAGGUUUCUACAUCCAUUUUAAGAGCCAUCAGUGAACUUCGUAAUCUUGAAGUUUUAAAUCUUGCCAUGUGUACUGGUGUAACAAUCACAGGAAUUUGCUCCUUGGUUAAAGGUGGAAAAAACUGCAGCUUAUAAAGAAUCUACCGCAGCUGCAACAACUCAACCUCAGUGGAUGUAGAGAAACUCUAACUGAUGACUGUAUCAAACAGCUUGUUAAAUCAUGUCCUCAAUUAACUCACUUGGAUCUGAGUGAUGGAGUGCUGUUAACAACUCAAUCUCUAGAAGCAAUUCUCAAAUUAAAGCACUUGGUUUGGUUGGGUGUCAGCAGAUGUUACAGUCUUCCACCAGUUUCCUUCAGCUUAUUUACCAAGUUGAAAUCACUCAAAACUUUACAGCUCUUUGGUCUUCUGAACACAGAAGGUGUAGAAGUACUGAAAGCUGAUCUUCCUAAUGUAAACGUGAACAAGUCAUUUUUCUCCUGUAUUGCAAGGCCAGUUGGGUCCAGGUACUCAGGAAAAAUAUGGGAAGUCCUGUGUAAGGAUUAAUGCUUAUUAAUUAUUUUCAAUUGAGUUACCAAAUCUCCUUGAGAUGUUCUUACACUUUUUGAGAUUAUUAAUGGAGAAUUUGAUUUUUAAAUUUAAAAAAAUAUUUCUCCUCUUUAAAUUUUUGGACGGUGGUUAAUGAUUGCAAUCAAUCCCUUUGGUUUUAAUGUACACUUUUCAAAGGAAUAUCACUUUUUCAGGCCUGAAGGCUUCGACAUUUUUUUAAAGUAGUUUCAAUUCAAGGAAUAUUAUAAUUUUGGUUUUGUCAAAAAGGGAACUGAAAUUGCAAGACAAUAUUUUUUUUAUUUUAAUUAAAAAUCAAAAAUUGUUUAAAAUAUAUUUUUUAAUUCCAGCAAUUUCAGAUGUAGUUGAUCUCAAAGGGAGGAAAAAUUGUGUUAAUUUGAAUUUGAAAUAUUAUGCAAGUCAGACUUGACACAAAUUUUUAAAAUUUGCACAGUUUUUCAAUCAAGAAAUUAACUGUUAAAUUUUUGGAAAAUACUUUAAGUAAUUAUAUUUUAUCUUACAUCAGUACAGUGUAUGUCUUUAUUGGCAAACUUUGGAUUGAAUUUGAGUUCAUUGAUCAGCUGUUCAGAUUUCGGUGUAUUUAUGAAUAACCCUUUAACUCCCAGGUUCUGAUUGGCAAUUCUCCCUCUAGCUGCCACACAUUUCCUUGUAAAUUAGUCA
Messenger RNA from Stylophora pistillata, 3116 nucleotides. Its product is annotated as S-phase kinase-associated protein 2. Lineage: Eukaryota; Metazoa; Cnidaria; Anthozoa; Scleractinia; Pocilloporidae. The record is from RefSeq and is a predicted model, not a curated record. Gene Ontology annotation, molecular function: protein binding.